AUGAAAAAAAUAAAAUGUCAUUUUUUGUUUCUGUGUAAACUCCUUUAUCUUUUGUUCUUUGCUAUAAAAAAUGAGACUAAAAUUGUAAGCAAUGAAAGCAUACCAAAGAAAAUACAAAUUUUGCCUAUAUAUACAAAAAAAUACAACAGAGAGGAAUCAUCAAAUCUAUGUAAAAUAAGGGGUGCGUUCGAAAUAAACAAAAAUAAUAGAGGUGAUAAAUGCCGUAUCAACGCAUUCAUAAAUAGUUUAAUUGAUAUAAAACAUGGAAAAUUUUUAUCAAAAUGUGAUCACAAGAUAAUAAAAACGGAAAAGAGUAAGUACAGUAGCAUUAAUGAUAAUUAUGCUUGGAAAUAUCGGAAAAAAAAGUAUACGCUAUUUAGAAUAAAAACGAGCUACUAUGACGAUAUCAAUAAUAGUAGUAUGAGCCAUUGUUUUGACUACCCAGGUUUUGAUUUUACAAUUUUGAAGGAAAAUGACCAAGGUAGUAAUAAUGGCGAUGAAAACAAAAGUAGGUUAGGAAUAAUAAAAACUCCGCAUGGUGAAAUAGAAACCCCAAACUUUAUAUUUUGUGCUACUAAAGCAUGUAUGAAAUCGACUCCAAUAAAUUUUAUAAAAGAUUCAAAAACACAAAUAAUUUUGUCAAACACAUUUCAUUUGUUAAUUCAGCCCAAACCACAUAUAAUCUUUCAACUUGGCGGUUUGCAUAAGUUUAUGAAUUGGGAUGGCCCAAUUUUGACAGACUCGGGAGGAUAUCAACUUUUUAGUAUGACAUAUGGAUCUGUUUCAGAUGAAAUAAAAAGAAAAGCUAAAAUAAGAACUGGUAAUAGGGUAAAUAAUAAUAUGAACAAUAUGAAGGAUAAUGGAUCAAGUAAAUAUACUCAUUUAGAUGAUAUAUCCAGUACAGGAAAAAUAAAAAAUGGGGUAUCUACUAUUCCAAACAAUGGAAAUAGUAAUGUAAUUAUAAAAAUUAAUGAAAAUGGCGCAUUAUAUAAAUCUUACUUUGAUGGUUUGAUUGAUAUAUUAUCCCCAGAAAGUUCUAUCCAAGCUCAAUAUUUAUUAGGCACAGAUUUUUCAGUCGUUCUAGAUGAAUGUACCCCUUAUAAUGUUGAUAAAGAAUACACAGAAAAAUCUAUGCAUAGGUCCCAUAGAUGGUAUAUUAGAUGCUUAUUAGAGUUUUAUAGAGCUAAUAAUAUGGAAAAUUAUCAUGAUUAUUUAAACAAUAUAUAUAAUAAAAAAUAUAAAACCAAUAAAAUUUGGGAAAAACAAGAAAAAAAAAAACAAGCAUUAUAUGGAAUAAUACAAGGAGGAAUAUAUACAGAUUUACGAAAAAAAAGUUGUGAGGUAGUUUGUAAUUUACCCUUUUUCGGAUUGUGUAUAGGAGGAUGUUUAGGUAAUAACAAAGAAAUGAUGUAUAGUGUGAUUAAACAAACAAUGGAUUUUAUAAGAGAAAAUUGCAGAAAUAAUAAUAGCAAAAGAAAGAGUAAAAACAAACCUAUACAUUUAUUAGGAAUUGGGCAAAUUAAAGAUAUUUUCUAUGGAGUAAAACAGGGGAUUGAUACGUUCGAUUGUGUGAUACCAACCAGGUUAGCAAGACAUGGCUAUUUUUUGUGUAAAGUAAAAACUAUUAAUGAAGUUGAAAAAAAACUUGACAGACAAAUUAAAAAGGAAUAUCUCAAAAUAAAACUAAAUAUAUUCAAACUUGAUAAUAAUCCUUUGGAGAAAGAUUGCAACUGCUAUACUUGUACAAAUUAUACAAGAGCAUAUUUGCAUCAUCUUUUUAAAAUUGAUGAUAAUUUAUUAGGGACAUUACUAACCAUACAUAAUGUUUAUUAUAUGAAUCAUUUAAUGCAAGAUAUCCGACAAGGUAUUGCUCAAAAUAAUUUGAAUAAAGUACAGGAGAAAUGGAUACAACAAUGA
Molecule: messenger RNA, 1917 nt
Organism: Plasmodium vinckei vinckei
Lineage: Eukaryota; Apicomplexa; Aconoidasida; Haemosporida; Plasmodiidae
Product: queuine tRNA-ribosyltransferase, putative
Exons: 1
Coding region: 1-1917 (638 amino acids)
Biological process (GO): tRNA queuosine(34) biosynthetic process; tRNA wobble guanine modification
Cellular component (GO): cytoplasm
Molecular function (GO): pentosyltransferase activity
Source: RefSeq, a predicted model, not a curated record